This is a messenger RNA of Arachis stenosperma, 750 nucleotides long. RefSeq lists its product as uncharacterized. NCBI's taxonomy places the organism in Eukaryota, Viridiplantae, Streptophyta, Magnoliopsida, Fabales, Fabaceae. The coding region runs from base 1 to 750 and encodes 249 amino acids. Gene Ontology annotation, molecular function: zinc ion binding; nucleic acid binding. The transcript has a single exon. The record is from RefSeq and is a predicted model, not a curated record.
AUGUGGAUUAACUCAGCCGAAGAAUUAUGGAAGGAAUUGAAGCAUAGGUACAGUCAUGGUGACGUGUAUAGAAUAGCAGAAUUGGAGGAAGAAUUAUUUGCAACCAAGCAAGGAGAUGCAUUAGUAACUGCCUACUAUACUAAGCUGAAAUCGAUUUGGGAGGAAUUGGAAAAUUUUCGUCCAAUUCCAAACUGUUCAAGAUGUGUGGAGAAGUGCAAUUGUGAGGUGAACAUAAUGAGAGGCUACAAGGAAGAAUCUAGAACAGUUAGGCUUUUGAGAGGUCUUAACGAACAAUUUUCAAUUGUGAGAUCCCAGAUCAUGCUGAUGGAGCCGUUACCUACGGUGGAUGUAGCCUUUGCAUCUUUAUUGCAACAAGAGCGGCAGCUGAACCUGAAUGAAGUAAUGGAAGAAAAGGCAUUGUUAAUAAAUUCAAGAAAUGAAAAUAGUAGCACAAACACAAGAGGAAGAGGCAGAGGCAGAGGGGGAAGAGGCUAUGGCAACAAUGCAAAGAAUGGAAGAGGUUCCAAACAAUGUUCUCAUUGUGGCAAGCAUGGUCACUUGGCAGACACAUGCUACAAAAAGCAUGGCUUCCCCCCUCAUUUCAAGAACAAUGGAGCCAUGAUCAACAACAUGGUUGCUGAAGAUGAUAAUGAAGUAAGCAAUCAAUCUCAGAAGGAAGAACUUGGCAAAUCUGAGCCAUAUUUCACCUUAGAACAAAAGGAGGCUUUGCUUGCUCUUCUGAACCAAUAA